Lathyrus sativus (Indian pea) is the source of this 957-nucleotide messenger RNA. Lineage: Eukaryota; Viridiplantae; Streptophyta; Magnoliopsida; Fabales; Fabaceae. The record is from the annotation of a GenBank genome assembly.
AUGGGAUGGAGAUCAUUCCCUUACCAUAGUCUCUUUUCAUCUCUUAAAAGGGUUGCAAAACCACAUUGGCUACCACUCUCUCAAAGGUCGCCACUAUAUUAUGUUUCAGGUCCAAUUGUACCACGAAAUUGUUGUAGUAGUGAUUUUCUGCUGAAUUUUCAAGCAUUGAGAUCGUAUGCUCGUGGUGCACGGAAGCCCUAUGAUCUCUUUGGUGGUAGAAGACCGGGGGAUGAAGACUUCAAGAAAACAUGGGCAAAAGAGAUGGAUGAAGACAACACUCUAUGGACAGGAAGCGAGGAUGAAAGCGAUGGAGACAAAGAUUCAAAGAGCCGUCUUCAUAAAGAUAUUAGAAAAGCAAGACAAGAAGCUAAGAAACAUGCAGACCUGGUUGAUGCAGAUGACAGUGACGAGUUAAGAAGUGUUUGGUCUGGUAGUGACGAGGAAAAGACGCUGUGGACCGGAGAUGAAAUGGACAGUGAUGAUGAUGUUCCUACAGAAGCUUACCCAAAUGAAAGAAGCGAUAAGCACAUAGAUAAGAUUUUCGAGUUUGAUGAAAUGCCGAAAUACAGAACCAUCUCUGAGCUUUUGAAAGCCGAACAAGAACCGGAGGAGUUGUCGCCGGGAAAGCAAGCCAGGAAGAUCGCGGUUGAUAAUGCUUUGAAGAAAUUAAAGAAAGGUCCAGAUGGGAGGUAUACUAAUACAUGGGAAGUUAUGAGUGAUUUAGAUAUUCUAAUUGGAGCAUUUGAAAACGUUGUUUCGGGACCUGAGUAUGAAGAGCUUAGACAAGGAGGGCCUAAACAGCUGAAUCUUCAAUUUUUUAAAGACAUACAAGCAAGAAUGAGAGAUCCGAAUUACAAAUUCUCGCCCGAGUUAAAAUUGAAACCAAAGAGUAAACUUGUUACUAGAAAAAAAUGGCAAAAGACAGAGUCUAGAAGGAGGAAAGCACAGAGGAGGUAA